Danaus chrysippus (African queen) is the source of this 246-nucleotide messenger RNA. The record is from the annotation of a GenBank genome assembly. NCBI's taxonomy places the organism in Eukaryota, Metazoa, Arthropoda, Insecta, Lepidoptera, Nymphalidae.
AUGGCUUUAGAGACGAUCGCUAAAACGGCACAGAAAACCGCUGCCGUUAUAGGAACCGCCAUUUUUGACGAGUUGGGCUGUGUGACCGAUCUCCGCGGGGGCAAGCUGUGGCGUCAGAAGACAGUGCAGGCGAGUGUCGCUCUCGAAGUGGUUGUCGUAUGUCUUACACCCAUAUCACAGCCAGCUUUGAUGAGCGACAAAUGUCUUAUAGUCAUCAACUACUAUCGACCGGAGCUGUUCGGGUGA